AUUUAAACCGUCGCGACGCGGUCACUCUGAAUUCAAGAUAAAGACGGCUUUUUCCAAAAUCAAAUUUGCAAAGACCGAUUUUAAGCAAAUAAAGACGCCCUCGAAGGUGCCAAUUUUGUCGCGACACACGCCCACGUACCGCCCGGCACGGAAGACGCGAGCAGAGCAGGAUAGGAGCUGCACGCCCACCCACAGCGAAGGCCGAAGGCGUACGAGUGCGAGCGAGAGGGCAGCUGCAGGCGACUAAGGCGAGCGAGACGUUUUCGCAAGUGUUGUGAUAGAAAAAAGCGAAAUUAACUGCGACAACGAGCCACUCCGAAUUAUAUCAUAGUCAUGUCUUCAACGCCAGCCGCAGGCAGUGCCACCGAGGUGGCCACCUCCAGUGCUAGCUCCAAUGCCAGCGCACCCAGCACAGCGACCAGCAAUGCCAGCAACACCAAUCAAACCACAGCCGCUGCCGCCACGACGCCUGCUCGUGGUGGCCGUGGAGCGAAUGCCAAUGGUGGUGCCUCUGGCAGCAACGCUGGCGGCGGUGAUGAGCCGCGCAAGGACACUAAGCCCACGCCAAGGAUAUCCAAGGCGUUGGGCACCUCGGCCAAGCGCAUACAAAAGGAGCUGGCGGAGAUCACACUAGACCCGCCUCCCAAUUGCAGUGCCGGGCCAAAGGGCGACAAUCUGUACGAAUGGGUGUCGACCAUCCUGGGACCACCGGGCUCCGUCUACGAGGGCGGAGUGUUCUUCCUCGACAUACACUUCUCGCCGGAAUAUCCCUUCAAGCCGCCCAAAGUCACGUUCCGUACGCGCAUCUAUCACUGUAAUAUCAAUAGCCAGGGCGUUAUCUGCCUGGACAUACUCAAGGACAACUGGUCGCCGGCGCUGACCAUAUCUAAGGUGUUGCUGUCAAUUUGCUCCCUGCUCACAGACUGUAAUCCAGCCGAUCCGCUGGUGGGCAGUAUUGCCACGCAAUAUUUACAAAAUCGAGAGGAGCAUGAUCGAAUUGCGCGUCUCUGGACAAAAAGGUACGCAACAUGAUGCGUAAGAUCUGGCUUCGUACAUGUACCACAAUCUACCGAAAACUGCAACAGAAACGAAAAUUCGCAUCUUGCUAAAGAGGAAGCCUAUUUUAUAAAAAUAUAUAUUAAACUACGCUAACUAUUAAAUUAACAGUAACAAUUACCAUAACACGUACAGAAGAGCAGCAGUCAACAGCCAGGCAAAUGGUCGAUCAUGAUCCCCGUUCAUAUUUAUAUAUCGAGUUUAUACACAAGAAUUGUAAAAAAAAUCUAAUAUUUGGAGAUAAUUGCGUUAUGUUUUUAGAUCGCUUAGCAAACGUAAAACAUUGACACGAGCGAAGGCGGUGAGACACUUUCGACAAGAAAUUGCAUCGUAAAUUGCACAUAUUGACACAUUUAAAUAUAAACUAUUCAACUGCAUAAUUAAAUAGAAUACAACUAGUUUACAUUAUAUGUGUACAGUGUUAGGUGAAAAAUGGAGCUAACAAGUAAAGAGAAAGCCUAUUUUAAUGCAUAAUACUUGUAACAAAAAAAAAUUAUAUAUAUAUAUAUUGAUAACACACAACCAACAAUGUCAGGGCAUCAAACUUCAUAAACGAUAUUUCUCAAUCGCAAAACAAACAAAAAGGGAAACUGGCCACAGCAAAAAAACAAAAAAUAUUCUCAACAACAAAAGACUAAAACUGUGGAGUGGAAAACGAAAUAAAUCUAUGUAUACAAAACUUAAGACAAAACUUAUUCCAAAUUCCAAAUCGAAAAUAUACAAACUUUUGUUAUUUAUAUAUAUUAAAA
This is a messenger RNA of Drosophila serrata, 1805 nucleotides long. RefSeq names its product ubiquitin conjugating enzyme 2 (gene Ubc2). The record is from RefSeq and is a predicted model, not a curated record. NCBI's taxonomy places the organism in Eukaryota, Metazoa, Arthropoda, Insecta, Diptera, Drosophilidae.